This is a messenger RNA of Labeo rohita (rohu), 1726 nucleotides long. RefSeq names its product complement C3-like. NCBI's taxonomy places the organism in Eukaryota, Metazoa, Chordata, Actinopteri, Cypriniformes, Cyprinidae. The transcript is spliced from 16 exons. Gene Ontology annotation, molecular function: protein binding. Bases 31 to 1596 code for a protein of 521 amino acids. Gene Ontology annotation, cellular component: extracellular region. The record is from RefSeq and is a predicted model, not a curated record.
UUCAAUACCAAUCUGUUCUAGGCGACCAUCAUGGUGUUUCAGGCCGUGGCAGAGUAUCGCACACAGGUGAAGGACCGACAAAACUUAAAUCUAGUUGUCGAGCUGUCCAUAGCAGGAAGACGCAGACCUGAGAGAUGGACUUUCGAAAGAGACAAUAUGCAUCUUACAUGGUCAGACAGGAUGGACAUAAACAAGGACUUCAAUGUAACUGCUAGAGGAACUGGAACAGCCACUCUCUCAAUUCUGACGCUGUACUACGCCAGACCUGUUGAGAAGAAGUCUGACUGUACAUUCUUUGAUCUCACUGUUAAAAUGGAGAAAGACCCUAAGACAAAACAAGGAGCCAUUGAAACUUACCAGCUCACUAUGAAUUUCUUAUACAAAAGUGAUAAAAGCGAUGCCACCAUGACUGUUCUGGAUAUUGGCAUACCAACUGGAUUUACUGUGGAUGGCGAAGAUCUGGAAGUGUUGUCCACAGAGAAGGAAAGAUGCAGUCAGAAAUUUGAGAUGGAUAAAGUGAUCCUUUACUUAAAUAAGGUUUCUAGAAAACAGGAAGAAGUAAUCUCAUUCAAAAUGCACAAGCUGUUUAAUGUGGGUCUGCUCCAACCUGCUGCAGUCACAAUAUAUGAAUAUUACUCAACAGAUGCACGCUGUACAAAGUUCUACCACCCUGAAAGGACAGGUGGUGCUCUAAACAGACUGUGUAAGGGAGAUUUGUGCUACUGUGCAGAAGAAAACUGCAGUUACCAGAAGAAGAAUGGGGUCAGUGAUCAAGAGCGUUUCGAUAGAUCCUGUGAAGCUGGCAUGAAUUACGUCUAUAAAGCCACAGUGGUGGGGAUGGAUCUGCAACAGACAGUUGACAUGUAUAACAUGAAGGUGGAACAGGUGCUGAAAGAAGGUACUGAUGAUAAUGUUGAGGGGAAAGUGAGACAAUUUCUGGCUCGUCCCAUUUGCAGAGAACAUUUAGGACUGGUAAAAGGCAAAUCGUACCUCAUCAUUGGCAAAUCUGUUGACCUGCCAAACCUAGGUGGAAGUGUGCAGUACAUCUUGGGAGAGCAGACCUGGGUUGAAUACUGGCCCACACGAGAGGAAAGCCAAACUCCAGAACACAGGGAACGAUACAUGGGCAUCUCCGAGCUCCAGGAUGCAAAACGAUGCUGCAGUAAACAGGAGAAAGACGGGAUCAGAAAUUUCAAGCGUUUGGAAAAAGCCUGUGAAGAUGACAAGGGUUACGCUUACAAAGUCACAGUGGUGGGGACGGUUCUGGACAAAACCACAGACAUCUAUAGCUUACAGGUGGAGCAGGUCCUGAGAAAUGGUACUGAUAAUGAUGGUGAGGGGCAGUUGAAGAUUUUUCAGGCUCAUCCCAGAUGUAGAGAAUCUUUGGCAUUACAAGAACACAAGUCGUACCUCAUCAUGGGUCCAUUCACUGACAUGGAGUUUCGUAGUGGACGUCUGCAGUAUGUUUUUGGAGUGCAGACCUGGGUUGAAUACUGGCCCACAAAAGAGGAAAGCCAAACUCCAGAACACAUGGAGCGAUACGUCGGAAUCAGCAAACUGGCUGAUACACUUGCUCAACAAGGAUGUGUUAAUUAAUAUUUUUUUCUUCAACAAAAUAAUUUUAAAAGAUGUUAUUUUGGCCAAAAACUUGUUUUUAUAAUAAAGUUGAACUGAAUAUAAUUGGAAAUAAAGAAUGUAACUAAAUAAAGCCAUGGUGUGAUAGACA